AUCUCGGGGAAGAUGGCGGCGGCCCGGCAUGUCUCCCACACCUCGCGGCGGCCCGGCCGCUCUCACAGGGCCCGCGGCUCCAUGAGGGGCUGAGCCUCCGGCUGCGAGGGUGUGAAGGGGUUGGGGGCGGGGAGCCCGGGGCUGCGGCCUCCUCCCGCUGCUGCGGCUCAGGAACCCUGCCCUAUUCAGUGCACAGGAUGGAAUAGCCAUGGUGUCAUGGAAAGGGAUAUACUUCUUACUUGCACUGUUCUUGGCAAGCUUUUUUGGGAGCAUUUUUAUGCUCAGUCCUUUUCUACCUUUGAUGUUUGUCUCCCCGGCCUGGUAUCGCUGGAUCACUGACCGCAUUGUGGCCACCUGGCUCACACUCCCAGUGGCUUUGCUGGAGAUGGUGUUUGGUGCAAAGGUGGUUAUAACAGGUGAUGGGUUCUAUCCCCGGAGAAGAAGUGUCAUCAUAAUGAACCACCGGACACGAAUGGACUGGAUGUUCCUAUGGAACUGCCUGUUGCGAUACAGCUACCUCAGACUAGAAAAAAUCUGUCUCAAAUCCAGUCUCAAAAGCGUUCCAGGAUUUGGUUGGGCAAUGCAGGUUGCUGCCUUUAUUUUCAUUCAGAGGAAGUGGGAAGAUGACAAGAACCACUUUGAAAAUAUGUUGGAUUAUUUCUGUGACAUUCGUGAACCACUGCAACUCCUCAUCUUUCCUGAAGGAACUGAUCUCACAGCCAAUACCAAAGCCCGCAGUAAUGAAUUUGCUGAAAAGAAUGGACUUCGGAAAUACAAAUAUGUCUUGCAUCCACGAACUACUGGUUUCACUUUUGUAGUAGAACGUCUAAGGGAAGGUAAUAACCUUGAUGCUAUCCAUGACAUAACUGUGGCAUACCCUCAAAACAUUCCGCAAACAGAGAAGCACCUUCUGAAUGGAAACUUCCCAAAGGAGAUACAUUUUCAUGUCCAUAGGUAUCCAGUACAGACUCUGCCAACUUCCAGGGAAGAGCUGCAGCUCUGGUGCCAGAAGCGUUGGGAAGAGAAAGAAGAGAGACUCCAGUUGUUCUACGAAGGUGAAAAGUACUUUGAUGUAACAGGGCGAAGCAUAAUUCCACCUUGUAAAUCUGAGCUCAGGGUCCUAGUGGUUAAAUGCAUCUCACUUCUGUACUGGACGUUGUUCAUACUAGCUAUGUUUGUGUUGCUGUAUUUGUACAGCUUUGUGCGAUGGUAUUGUGUGACCGCGGUUGUCAUUUUUGUUGUGCAACAAAAAAUAUUUGGUGGGCUGGAAAUAAUUGAAGUUGCACGUCAUCGAUAUUUUAAUAAACGACAGAAUGGAUAUGGCAAGAAAACAGAAUAACAAGUGUAGUGCUGUUAUGGGAGAGGGAGGUAAAGGGUGUUUUUGAGACCUACCACAGACUUUGUAAACAGGGAAGCUUUUUUGCAUGAGAAUUGUCUUUUUUUUUUUUUUUUUUUUUUUACUACCGCCAUUAUUUGUUAAAGACAUUUUGCACUUAUUCUGUGAAAAAGACAUUCUAGUUACUGCUAUGUGUGAAAAUGAUAGUUUUUAUCUUUGAAUGUAAUUUCUAUAUUGCUCUGGCAAGCAGCUAGCAACUGCAGCAUAUUGUAGCUAUGAAACAACUUGCUGGAUUAUUUAACAAUCAUUAGGAUGUUAAUAAAUAUGAGAUACACUGAACUUUUUAAAACUGCAGAUCCAAACUGGUCAGCGAAGGGAGACAGAUCUGUGAUUCCCGUACAAUCAUGUUGGCCUAAACUAAGCACCAGACUUGUUCAUUUAGCGACUAACGCAUGUAGGCACGUGCAGUCCUAAUAUGUUCACAUUUAUUUUAAACCCUUUUCUCCCACACUUUCCCAAACAUGACUGAGCAUGCUGCUACCCAACCUAGCUGAAGAAGUGAGAAACUAGAUGGAGAUUCUAACUUGAGUGUUUCAUGUUUUGGUGCAGAUAGGGCCAUCCACUCUGCCCUACUCUGACUCUAAAUUGAUUUUUUGCAAGACCUACAUUUCUAGGUUUUGCUCCCUCAAUGUGCUGUACGGCUGUCACCUAUGUAAUAGCCCUUACCUGUGAGAGACUUGCACAUACUGAACUACUUAGAGCUGGUCCUUCUGCUGAAGCAAAACCAGCUGGGGGCAUGUUGUAUUUGCUAAACAGCUGGCAGAUGUUAACAGCCGGCAGAUGUUUCUCCCUAUAGAAGAAAUUUGUCUGAAAACAAUACAUCUUUUUUUGGAGAAGGUGAAUGGUGUUUUAUUUGAAGCUGCUACUCUGGCUUCUAAAAUGUUUCCCUAGUCGUUUUAAUCUUUAAUGUUUACAAUAGGAAGACUGCUUUUUUCUGUAUGCACAUCAGUGUGACCCUCUAAAAUUCAGCCAGGGCCACAGCUGGUUAUCUAUAGUUAUACGGCAAGAGAAGUGUCUCAGCCUAUCACAGCACAGAACAAUCAAGCUACACUAUUUCUCUUCCCAAACACAAUAUUCUUCUUGACUACCCACUCACGGCAUUCCUCUUCUACUCAGGCCACUCCUCUACACAAUCUUUCACUGGUUAGACUCUCCCAUUAAAAAUUUAUUCAAGACCCUCUCCUUUUAUGUGGCAUUAGUGGAAAGUCAGAGAAAUCAAAGGUUUUAGGGCUUUCAAACCCUUACAAGGUAGCGGAUGCUGGAUUUUUCUGAUGGGGCUGGUUCCUUGUCACAUAAUAGGAACAACAUUCAUGGCAACAAAGUAUAUGGAAUAAACAAUUCCAGCACUUAAAUUCCUCCACUUGGCUUUGGCGGUCAACCACAAAACAGUGCUUUGUAAAUGCCAGUACCACAGAAUACCCCUUACUUACUAAACACUUUCUACUUGCUGCACAAAAGACGUCUGAAAAGCUUGUGCUAUAUCAAGGUAGUCUGGCUCACUAUGCAGAGUUCUAUUACUUUGAAAUUUAGACACGUGCAAUCCAGAGUUUGUCAUGUACAGAACUGAACCACUCAAAUAUUGGUUCAUCAUUGCAGACAAAACAUUUUUCUUUUAAAUCUCAAUACUAAGCAUGUUCUUCAGUGCGUUUGAAAAUCUAGGGCCACUGUUGGAUGAAAGUGCCUACCUAUAUUUAACUGUCCCUUCCAAGGUGACAGCUGUUUUUAAUCCCUGCUCAUAGUGACUAAUUAGUUAUUAUGCACAAGUACUUGAAACCAUCUGUUUUACUCCAUGAAUGUUUUUAGAACCUUUUUUCUUUUCUAAAAAUGGCUGUUAAUUGAGGCUUAAGUCUCGUAACAAACUUCCUCUUGUUAUAUUUAGAAAUGCAUGAAUAAAUAGCUUGAUGGCUGGCAUUGCACUGUCAUGAAUGCAGCAGCAAAGGAAGGUCUUUCUGCCCUGGCGGGGAUGUUUUGAAUGCAGUUCUACUCUAGCAAAAAUAUGGUUGCUGUUUACAUUUACAUCCCAUCGUUUUCUUUAAGAUAACACUCAAUUUUCGUUCAACUCCCUGCACUUCCAGCUAUCUCAUAUCCUGCAAUGGAAAAAAAAAAGUCUUUUUUGUCUAAUUUAAAGGUUUUUUACCUGUCCGAGACUUGGGGUCUUCAUUCAUGCUUGUAAUAACAACGAUUGCCUGCUCCUAGAGCCAUAACAGAUCUCAAGUGAGGUUUGCAGAGCACAGACUUCACAUCACUUACACAAGACCAGCUGCAUUCCUUUCUGCCCUUACAUGACCUUUGGGAUGUCGGAAAGUGAAUCAGAAACUUAAGCUGGAGUCUUGUUCGCGCACAUUUCUACUACGUUUUUAAAGUCUGUUUUGUUACAGAGUUAGAAUUUUGAAUAGUUUUUAACAUGAAACUAUAAUGGAUAAUGGCCUUUAAAGGAACACUAUACAUCCCAUUGUGGCCCUUAAUGUGGGAAUCAUCCUCCACAUUGUAACUUGAAUUCCUCUCUCUUUCGUAUAUUCACAAUUGUGUCUGUCUUUUUUUUUAAAUGAAGAGUCACAAGUUUAGUGGCCAGGUAAAUACUACAUGUUAGGAUCAGGGCCAGCUCCAGGCACCAGCUUAUCAAGCAAGUGCUAGGGGCGGCACUUUUAGGAAUUCAGCGGAGGAUCUCUCACUCCCGCUCGGAGCAAAGGACCUCCCGCUGAAUUGCCGCAGAUCACAGCUUUUUGUUUGUUUUUGGUUUUUUUGGCUGCUUGGAGCGGCAAAACCCCUGGAGCCAGCCCUGGUUAGGAUUGCCUCACCCAGCAACACAAAGCUGCACAAGUUAAGUAAAAACCUCACUUCUCACAAGCAGAGUUGACCUCAUUUCUGAGGCUGAUGCAGAAACGUGGAGAUUAACCAAAAGCCACAUCUAUUUCCAGAUCAAUUAGAGAUGUAAGAAGGAGAAAUUGUUUGAAGCCCAGGUAAUAAAAAAGGAGGAAGUUGAUGGGAGGCAGGAGACACCUUGCUCAAUAGGUAUAAUCAGAAAAUGCAGAAAACUCUGUGGGAAAAUGUUCAUUUUCCCCUUUUAUUGAAAUUUUACUUUUACCCGGCCAUCAUCCAAGAAACAUUUUUUUUAUUUGUUUAGUUGAAACUCAACACACGAAAAGUGCUAGACCGCUCUCUUUUUAUUAUCUUUCCUUUGAAAUGUUUCCAUUGCUGCUGGAUUGGAAGGCUCUGGUGCUCUGGGAAUCAAGCACACUGAUCUUUCAAGGGAAGCAUAUUGGCACGAGACCUCUCAUGUGAUUAGCACAAUUUCUCAGAGCUACUGUUCUCUUUCCUCCCAAUAGCUAUGCCCUGGUGCAUUUUAUAGUCACUCUACUAGGUUAACAUGUCUGUUAGAUCACACAUUUCCUCAGAUAAAUGAUGUGCUUAACUUGCCUUUAAGGGUGCUGUUCAUUUUCCUUUUUCAAAUGUUUCCUUAUCAGAAUUGUGGGUCUAUUUCUCUUUGCUCAGACAGAAGGUUGAACUGCUCAGUCUGUGUUUGUCACCAAGCUCAUUCAUCAGACUGAGACUGAUCUUUUUUGUGUUGAAUGUUAGUAACACAGGAACCAUACGUGGGUCUGUAAGGUGUUGUGUUGAUCAUACUAAAUGUAGUCUGUAGUUCUGUGCACUACACCAAUCUCAGAUGUUUCCAAAAAAGAAUCUGUGUUUUUAUAGCUUCAUUUUAUAAGUGUGUUGUAUGAAAACAAACACUGAGAUAAAACAAAUCUACAGAAUAGCCUUAGUUUUCAAAGUCCACAGAUACGUUAGAGUGUUUUAGCCAUGUAUCUGUUACUUUCUGUACAGCAACAAUAAAGACUUAGCACAUUUACGUGUUUCA
Gopherus evgoodei (Goodes thornscrub tortoise) is the source of this 5255-nucleotide messenger RNA. RefSeq names its product lysocardiolipin acyltransferase 1 (gene LCLAT1). The transcript has 7 exons. Gene Ontology annotation, molecular function: acyltransferase activity. The coding region runs from base 209 to 1339 and encodes 376 amino acids. The record is from RefSeq and is a predicted model, not a curated record. NCBI's taxonomy places the organism in Eukaryota, Metazoa, Chordata, Testudines, Testudinidae. Gene Ontology annotation, cellular component: endomembrane system.